Huiozyma naganishii CBS 8797 is the source of this 1140-nucleotide messenger RNA. It is a transcript of the gene SCW10, whose product is annotated as putative family 17 glucosidase. Gene Ontology annotation, biological process: cell wall organization; carbohydrate metabolic process. Gene Ontology annotation, cellular component: extracellular region; fungal-type cell wall; cell surface. The record is from RefSeq and is a predicted model, not a curated record. Gene Ontology annotation, molecular function: 1,3-beta-glucanosyltransferase activity; glucan endo-1,3-beta-D-glucosidase activity. The coding region runs from base 1 to 1140 and encodes 379 amino acids. Lineage: Eukaryota; Fungi; Ascomycota; Saccharomycetes; Saccharomycetales; Saccharomycetaceae. The transcript has a single exon.
AUGCUCUUAACCAAUAUUAUCACGACAUCUGCCAUUUUGGGAGCAGCCUUGGCUGCUCCAGCUCCUCGUCACCAUCAGCACCAGCACAAGAGAGAUGAGGUCACCACCACUCUGCGUAAUGCUGUCACUGUGGUCGUCAACGGCGCUGCCCCAACUGCUGCUGCCCAACCAAUCGAUGAAUCUGCUGUUUUGAACAACAACGCGGAUGCUGCUACUACUCCAGUCACCACGACCCUGGCUCCAGCAAACACUGUCGCUCAACAGGCCACUACCCCAGCCCACACUGAAGAAACGGCAACCAGCACAACCGCUGCCGCCGCGCCUGUUUCGACAGGUGGUUCUUCCUCUUCCUCCUCCAGCAAUGUUGGUGCUGGCGGGGCCAAGGGUAUCACCUACUCCCCAUACAAUGGCGAUGGUUCCUGUAAAAGUACCUCGCAGGUCGCCUCUGAUUUGGCCCAAUUGACCGACUACGGUCUUAUCAGAUUGUACGGUGUCGACUGUGACCAAGUCGCCAAUGUCCUUCAAGCAAAAUCUUCCUCUCAAAAGUUGUUCUUGGGGAUCUUCUACGUUGACCAGAUCCAAAAUGGGGUUGACACCAUGAAGGCUGCCAUCGACCAGUACGGUUCCUGGAGUGACGUCGACACUGUCUCCGUAGGUAACGAACUUGUUAACGGUGGUCAGGCCUCUACUGGCCAAGUUGGUCAGUACAUCUCCACUGCGAGAUCUGCUUUGCAAAGUGCCGGUUACUCUGGUCCAGUUGUCUCUGUGGACACAUUUAUUGCUGUCAUCAAUAACCCUGACUUGUGUAACUACUCAGACUACAUGGCAAUCAACGCACAUGCCUACUUCGACCAAAACACUGCCGCUGAAAAUGCGGGUCCUUGGGUGUUGCAACAGAUUCAAAGGGUCUGGACUGCCUGUGGCGGUAACAAAGAAGUUGUUGUUACCGAAUCUGGGUGGCCAUCUCAAGGUCAAACUUAUGGUGUUGCUGUUCCAUCUAAGGAAAACCAAGCUGCCGCUAUCUCAUCUAUCAAGGACACAUGUGGUAGCUCUACUGUUUUGUUCAAUGCCUUCAACGAUUACUGGAAGGCUGACGGUUACUUGGAUGUUGAGAAAUACUGGGGUAUUUACGGUAACUGA